Molecule: messenger RNA, 683 nt
Organism: Cylas formicarius (sweet potato weevil)
Lineage: Eukaryota; Metazoa; Arthropoda; Insecta; Coleoptera; Brentidae
Product: thialysine N-epsilon-acetyltransferase
Exons: 2
Coding region: 174-683 (169 amino acids)
Molecular function (GO): N-acetyltransferase activity
Source: RefSeq, a predicted model, not a curated record
UUUACUUAUAAUCAUAUUAAUUUGGCAACAUUGGUCACAUAUUGCAUAAUAUUUAUUGUCAAAAGCAUGCAAUGCUUGGCGAUAGUCAAUUCAAACGAUGAGCGCAAAUGUCUUUCGCUUCUUAUCAGCGUCGAAAGUCCUAGAUUAGACGGAGAAGAAGUAAAAACAACGCAAUGUUAAAGCUUCGAGAGAUAAACGUUACAAUAAGAAAAUCUAAAAAAGAAGACAUGGUGCAGGUGUAUAAAUUGAUAAAGGCUCUAGCAGAGUUUGAGAAACUGGAACAUACAAUGAAAAUAACUGCUCAAGAUCUCGAAAAUGAUGGAUUCAACACCGACAAUCCAGCUUUUACCUGUUUGGUAGCUGAAAUCUCAGACGGUCACAUAAUGGGAUAUGCCAUCUACUAUACUUCAUACUCGACUUGGUUGGGGCGUUCAAUAUUCCUUGAAGACCUCUACGUUCAACCCGCAUAUAGACGGAGUGGCAUUGGUCGGGAAUUGUUUUUAGCUGUUGCCAAAAUAGCACAUGAGAGUCCCAGUAAAAGGAUGGAUUUUCACGUGUUAUCCUGGAAUCCCGCAAUCGACUUUUACAAAAGCCUAGGAGCUAUGGAUAUGACCAUUACUGAGAAAUGGCAUCAUUUUAGGAUGGAUCAGGACUGCCUAAAUAAGUUAUUUUCAAAAAAAUGA